GAUUUUUGUGUAUACUAUAUUCCUGAAUACUGCAGCUUGCCCGGCGGCCGUUUGAGGCAAUUGACGGUAAAAUUUAUUUGGUGUCUGUGCGCUGUGUUUUAUACUUAUUUUUCUAUGUUUUGUACUUUUGUAGCCGGUUUCGUCUUUUGUUACGUUUAUAAUAAUAAAUUGUAAUUAUUAAAAAUCAGUCGUUUUAGUGCUCCGCUUUUGAAGUGUUUACAUUUUUUUUCGCACGCGUUUUAUGCGAUUAAUUGAAUAGUGGUGGUGAUCGAACACCGGCCAUUGAAAUGUCGCAGAGGGCAUCAAGAAAAGGCGGCGCGGCCAGGAAUACUCCGCAACCGGAGGAAUCCACAGCCAGUACGACCAACAGCGAGAAGAGCAGGAGGACGGCAACAUUGAGCCCCACCAGGUUCAGUCGUAUUCAGGAAAAACACGAGCUACAGAAUUUGAAUAACCGUUUGGCCGCUUACAUUGACCGCGUCAAGUACUUGGAAACCGAAAACUCCAAAUUGACCCAACAGCUCCAUUCUUCGGAAGAGGUGACAACCCGGGAGGUGUCCAACGUCAAGGUAUUAUUUGAGUCUGAGCUUGAGGAUCUAAGAAAUGCGUUGGACCGUGAAGCUAAACUAAAGAGCCGCCUUGAGUUAGAGUCUAGGCGUAAAACGUUAGAAGUCGAAGAGCUCAAAACAAAGCUCGAUAAUGCUACAAAAGAAUUGAAAGAAACUUCACCAUAUGUAGCUCGAUUUAAUGAAAUAAAUUCUAAAUAUGGUCAAACUUUGAUCGAAAAUAAGAAUUUAAAAGACGCUAAUAAGAAAUUGACCAAAGAAUUAACAUUAGAGAAGAAAACUGUUAAGGAUAAUCAAAAAAUAUUAGAAGAAGAAAUUUUACAAAGAGUUACAAUUGAAAACAAAUUACAAAGCAUGAUGGAAAAUUUCAAAUUUAAAGAAGAGGUUCAUAAACAACAGCUCAAUGAUACAAGAACUAGCCGCCGUACCGAAGUUAUUACUGAAGUUGAUGGACGUUUAGUUAAAGAAUACGAAGAUAAAUUACAAUCUGAAUUACAAAUGUUACGACAACAAGCUGAAGAAGAUGUCAAACGUAACAAAAAAGAAAUUUCUGAUUUGUUUGAUAGCAAGUUUCAAAAUUUGGAAAAUGAAUUGCAACGCAAAAAAAAAGCUCUGGAAGCAGCUCAAGAAGAUAUCAAUAUGGCCAAUUCGCGUGUUGCUGAAUUAACGCAACAAAUAAAUGAUUUAUUAUCCUCAAAUAAUGAUUAUUUGAGGAAAAUUACUGAUGUUGAGAGAUCUAGAGAACUUCAAAGAACUAAAUAUAUAUCUGAAAUUCAAGGACUUGAUCAACAAUUAACAGCUAUGCAAGAUGAUAUGUCCCAGAAAGUACAAGAAUAUCAAGACUUAAUGGAUAUAAAAGUGGCACUAGAUAUGGAAAUUAGUGCUUAUCGAAAAUUAUUAGAGAGUGAAGAAAGGAGAUUGAGUAUUACUCCAAAUACUUCUGUAGUUGGCAGCCCAAGAGGUAAAAAAAGAAAAUUGUUUCAACGUGACGAAACAGAAUAUGAAUUUUCUAAUAUUAUCACUGCUUCAUCAACUAGUGAUAUUGAAAUUUGUGAAGUGUGUCCAGAUGGGCAGUUUGUAAAAUUAUACAACAAAGGUUCAAAGGAAUUUGCAUUGAGUGGAUAUGAAUUAGUACGCACUACUGCUGAGCAAAAUGUUUCUACUGUUUUCAAGUUUCAUCGUUCGGUAAAACUAGGAGCUGGGAAUUGGUUAACUGUAUGGUCUUCAACUGCCAGUAAUCAAAUACACGAACCUAGUGCUGGAUCAAUUGUCAUGAACAUUCAAGCUUGGGUUGUUGGUGAUCUUAUGGCUACAAUACUUUUAAAUCCUGAAGGACAAGAAGUAGCAACUCAUGAACUUAAAAAAGGACAAGUUUCCCAUUCACGAGCUAAUGAAGGAUAUGGUGAUUAUGAAACAGAAUUGUUCCAUCAACCAGGUGAUCCUCAAUCUACCGACAAAUGUGUUAUCAUGUGAAGAUAUUUACUCAAUAUUUUAGUAUAAGAACAAUCCAAAAAAUAAAAAUAUUAAAAAAAACACUUGUAGUUAAUCAGAGUUUAUCACGUGUUAAUAAUUGAUUUUUAAUUGUCAUUAAUUUUUUAUAAAUGCGCGAAUUUUUUUUUAUACUAAUAUUUAUUAUUAUUAUUUUACUUACUUUUAUUUUUAUGUUUUUUUUUUUUGUAUUUUGCUUUAUUCACUAUUAAAUGAUCCAUACAAAAUCUUAUAUAAGUAUUUUACUAAAUUACUGAUUAAAUUAGAAAAAAAAAUGAAUUUUUGAUCCCAUUUUAGGUUGUAUAAAGUAAAAAAAAAAAUAAUUUCGUGACUAUUUAUACAUACAUUAAAUUGUACUUAAUAAAUAUAAUAUUACUAUGAUAUUAAGUCAAAAGCUCAUUUAUGUUAAACUUUACAUAAUGUUGUAAAACGAUCAUGUACAAAGAUCUUAUUAUUUAUGAUUUGAAUAUUACCAUUAAUAAUAAUAAAUAACUGUUAUUUAAACAUUUACAAAAAUUAAUCCUAGUAGUUUAAUUAAAAAUAAUACUUUCCUUAUAUAGUUAGUAAAACUUUUUUUGCAAUUAAUAUAAUAUAGUUAGAUUGAGUUCUGUUUACUGAUUCAUGGACUCUUAUAAUUAUUUUAUA
Molecule: messenger RNA, 2699 nt
Organism: Metopolophium dirhodum (rose-grain aphid)
Lineage: Eukaryota; Metazoa; Arthropoda; Insecta; Hemiptera; Aphididae
Product: lamin Dm0-like
Exons: 9
Coding region: 288-2039 (583 amino acids)
Source: RefSeq, a predicted model, not a curated record